AUGGUUCAAGCCUUUAUGGGAGAACAGGAAAAUCUCGAGGCAAUAAACGAUUUUACAGAAAUGCAUGAUGAUGGAAGUCGACAACCGGGUAGUUUGGGAGAGACACAUACGCGCUCUGUGUCAUUAGAUGACAGGAUUAUCAGAAAUAAAGCAUUCAAACCUUCAAAUUAUCAAUUUGUCGAGGAAGAAGAAACUGGUUCUGCGCCUAAUCAGCAGGACACAACCAUGUCUCCCCUGGGACGUGAUAACGAGGCAACAGACUCUGCUAGUCAAGCAGUAUUUGGAUUUGCGUGUUUGGAUUAUAUAUUAGCAGAUAUUGAUCUGAUUAAAGAAAGGUUCUCAAAGUUGCUUUUGGGCGAGGACAUGUCUGGUGGAGGAAAGGGUGUUUCAUCAGCAUUGGCAUUGUCUAAUGCCAUCACAAAUCUUGCAGCUUCUAUCUUCGGUGAAAUUGCACGGUUGGAACCCAUGCAACCAGAAAGAAAAGCAAGGUGGAGGAAAGAAAUGGAUUGGUAUUUAUCCGUCACAGAUCACAUUGUAGAAUUUGUUCCUACCCAACAGAACAAUAAUGGGGUUAAUAUGGAAGUCAUGACCACAAGGCAGCGCAGUGAUCUCCUCGUGAACGUUCCUGCCCUACGCAAGCUUGACGCGAUGCUUAUUGGGUGUCUAGACAACUUUAAAGAUCAAAAUGAAUUUACUUAUGUGUCGAAAAACGCAGACAAGAAAAAUAAGAGAAAUGAAGAUAAAUGGUGGGUACCUACCCCACAGGUGCCUCCAGAUGGUUUGUCUGAUAUUACAAAGAAAUGGCUCCAUUUUCAGAAGGAAUCUGUAAACCAAGUACUUAAAGCAUCCAUGGCCAUAAAUGCCCAAAUUAUAACCGAAAUGGAGAUCCCGGAUAACUACAUCGAAUCUCUCCCCAAGAAAGGGAAAACAAGCCUUGGUGAUUCGGUGUACAAAAAUAUUACAACGGAUCAUUUUGAUCCUGACAUUUUUCUUACAACAAUGGAUUUAUCAACAGAGCAUAAAAUUCUAGAUCUCAAGAAUAGGAUUGAGGCGUCCAAGGUGAUCUGGAGGAGGAAGUUGAACGCUAAAGAUGGGAAGUCAUCUUGGAGUUCAGGUGUAAGUUCGGAGAAGAGAGGACUAUUUGAAGAAAGAUUGGAGACCAUCCUACUCAUUCUCAAGUAUAGAUUCCCAGGAAUACCUCAAUCUCAACUAGACAUAAGUAAAAUCCAAUACAAUGGAGAUGUUGGUCAUGCUGUGCUAGAGAGUUAUUCAAGAAUACUGGAAAGCUUGGCCUUUAAAGUCAUCUCACGUAUAGAAGACGUUCUUCAUGCAGAUGCUCUUGUACAAAAUCCAUCAAACGGAAAGCAGUCCUCUUUUAGAGAAUCUGCAAUCAAGAGCUCACGAAAAUUCCUUAAUGCCAGGGAAGAGGUAGAAAGGCUUGGCUUGGACACAGCACACACCUCAAUGUCAUUAUCAGAUUUCAUGGGUUAUAAUUACGACCAAAGCACCCCUGAUCAGAAACAGGAUUUGCAAGAUGAUUUAUGUAAGGAUGGUCUGGGAAGUAAGAAGAGAUAUUCCUAUAUAGAAAGACUUGAGAAAAGCGGGUUAAGAAGUCCAACACCGCGAGACUAAUGAGUUCCACCAAAGAACCAAAACAGUGAGAUUCUUAUCUAUAUUACUGGAUACAUUGGUUAUAUCAAGUUAUUCAUUUAGCUAAGUGCUGGGAAGUGAGAAGCCUAUAAUGUCUAAUGUGGAGUUUCUGGAUUAUUUUAUCCAUGCCAGACUUUACUUUGCUGACUGUACCAUAAUAACUAAGUAAUUUAUAUUACUCUAGCAUAUUCAU
This is a messenger RNA of Daucus carota subsp. sativus, 1843 nucleotides long. RefSeq names its product rop guanine nucleotide exchange factor 12. NCBI's taxonomy places the organism in Eukaryota, Viridiplantae, Streptophyta, Magnoliopsida, Apiales, Apiaceae. The record is from RefSeq and is a predicted model, not a curated record. Bases 1 to 1632 code for a protein of 543 amino acids. The transcript has 7 exons. Gene Ontology annotation, molecular function: guanyl-nucleotide exchange factor activity.